Molecule: messenger RNA, 5176 nt
Organism: Grammomys surdaster
Lineage: Eukaryota; Metazoa; Chordata; Mammalia; Rodentia; Muridae
Gene: Dhx33
Product: DEAH-box helicase 33
Exons: 12
Coding region: 105-2201 (698 amino acids)
Biological process (GO): positive regulation of transcription by RNA polymerase I
Cellular component (GO): nucleolus; intracellular anatomical structure
Molecular function (GO): ATP binding; RNA binding
Source: RefSeq, a predicted model, not a curated record
CGCCCGACACGCCUGCACGUGGCGAGAAAGGGGCGGUGCGCGCUUGGAGUCCACAGCUGAGCGGAGCUGUCGGCGUGCCUGCCUCCUGCCGCGGUCCUCCCGACAUGCCGGAGGAGGCGGGCCUCCCGCCCGCCAAGAGAUUCCGGCCGGGCUCCUGCCCUCCCGGGAGGCGAGUAGUAAUGCUGUUGACGGCUGGCGGCGGCGGCGGAGCAGGAGGAGGCCGGAGGCAGACGCCGCCGCUGGCCCAGCCUUCGGCUAGUCCUUACCGCGAGGCCCUGGAGCUGCAGCGCCGGAGUCUGCCCAUCUUCCGGGCGCGAGGGCAGCUAUUGGCUCAGCUCCGAAACUUGGACAACGCGGUCCUCAUCGGGGAAACUGGCUCUGGGAAAACAACUCAGAUCCCACAGUACCUCUAUGAAGGGGGAAUUAGCCACCAGGGCAUCAUUGCUGUGACCCAGCCCCGUCGAGUGGCUGCCAUCUCCCUUGCUACCAGAGUCUCAGAUGAGAAGAGGACUGAACUCGGGAAGCUGGUUGGCUAUACAGUACGCUUUGAGGAUGUCACCUCAGAAGACACCAGGAUCAAGUUCCUGACAGAUGGCAUGCUUCUGCGUGAAGCAAUUUCAGACUCCUUGCUUCGGAAGUACAGCUGUGUCAUUUUGGACGAGGCUCAUGAGCGGACUAUCCACACAGAUGUCCUCUUUGGAGUGGUGAAGACUGCACAGAAGAGGCGAAAGGAGCUAAGGAAACUGCCUCUCAAAGUGAUUGUGAUGUCAGCUACCAUGGACGUUGACCUGUUUUCUCAGUAUUUCAAUGGAGCCCCUGUCCUCUACCUUGAGGGUCGGCAGUAUCCGAUCCAGAUCUUCUAUACCAAACAGCCUCAGCAGGAUUACCUGCAUGCAGCUCUUGUCUCAGUCUUCCAGAUCCACCAGGAAGCUCCCUCUUCUCAGGACAUCCUGGUGUUCCUCACUGGUCAGGAGGAGAUCGAAGCAAUGAGCAAGACCUGCCGAGACAUUGCAAAGCACCUCCCCGACGGCUGCCCUUCAAUGCUCGUCCUUCCUCUGUACGCCUCCCUGCCAUAUUCACAGCAACUUCGAGUCUUUCAAGGGGCCCCAAAGGGCUAUCGCAAAGUGAUCAUUUCAACCAACAUCGCUGAAACCUCCAUAACCAUUACAGGAAUAAAAUAUGUAGUUGACACGGGCAUGGUUAAAGCAAAGAAGUAUAACCCUGACAGUGGUCUUGAGGUACUAGCUGUACAGCGAGUAUCAAAGACACAGGCCUGGCAGCGCACAGGCAGAGCUGGACGAGAGGACAGUGGCAUCUGCUACCGACUCUACACUGAAGAUGAGUUUGAGAAGUUUGAGAAGAUGACGGUGCCAGAGAUCCAGAGGUGUAACCUGGCAAGUGUGAUACUUCAGCUUCUAGCAAUGAAAGUUCCAAAUGUGCUCACCUUUGACUUCAUGUCCAAACCAUCUCCAGAUCACAUCGAGGCGGCCAUUGCCCAACUGGACCUGUUAGGUGCUCUUGAACAUAAGGAUGACCAGCUUACCCUGACUCCAAUUGGAAGAAAGAUGGCAGCAUUUCCUUUAGAGCCCAAAUUUGCCAAAACUAUCCUCCUGUCCUCCAAAUUCCACUGUACAGAAGAGAUUCUGACCAUAGUCUCCCUGCUGUCUGUGGACAGUGUCCUUUACAACCCUCCUGCCCGGAGAGAUGAGGUGCAGAGUGUCCGGAAGAAGUUCAUAUCCAGUGAAGGGGAUCACAUCACCCUGCUCAAUAUCUACCGAACCUUCAAAAACAUUGGGGGGAAUAAGGACUGGUGCAAAGAGAAUUUUGUCAACAGCAAGAAUAUGCUGCUAGUAGCUGAAGUCAGAGCACAGCUGAGGGAAAUCUGCUUAAAGAUGUCAAUGCCAAUUGUGUCAUCUCGAGGGGACAUGGAGAGUGUCCGCCGUUGCCUGGCUCACAGCCUCUUUAUGAGUACUGCUGAACUCCAGACAGAUGGCACCUAUGCCACCACGGACACACAUCAGCCAGUGGCCAUCCACCCGUCAUCUGUCCUCUUCCACUGCAAGCCUGCCUGCGUGGUAUACACUUCACUGCUCUACACCAACAAAUGCUACAUGCGAGACCUCUGUGUUGUGGAUGCUGAGUGGCUCUAUGAUGCUGCCCCUGACUACUUCAGGAGGAAGCUGAGAACAGCCAGAAACUGAGCCAUCCCAGGAUGCUGCCAGCACAGCUGGGCCUGGAGUUCAGAUCACAGCUGUCUUCCAAACAGACUCAGAAGCUUGCAGCCAGACUUUCCGACUUCAAGAGCUUAAAAGUUUGUUGAAACUUCUCAGACUCAACCAUCCUGACAUGAUCAUACUUACACCAUGAGAAACCAAGGCUUGUGCUUCGGGUUUGACUAGGCAGUUUUGGUGACUGAGUUAACUUCUGAGCCUCAGUUUCCUCAUAUGCCAGAGAGGGAUAAGACCUACAAGAUCAGCGUAAUGAAGUUUAGAGAGAAUGAGCAGAGCCUUACCCAGAGAUUUGCCUGGUACAAGAUAAGGCAAUCAGUGACUUGUGAGCCAUUGUGCUUAUGAUACUAAUUAGGUACAGCACCGCCCCUUGAGCUCUUGUGACUGGGAGAGGAGCCAUAGGAGACUACAGAUCCAGUUUGUUGAAAUGUCUCUCCCCCUUCUUACUCCCUGUCCUGUGGAUCCCAGGGCCUCAUGCAUGCUAUGCAAAACACUUUGCCACUGAGCCAGUCCCCAGCCCUCACUUCUACUUUAAUGUCUACCUGUAUGUCUUUUAAAUAGAAAAUGCAAAAUUUUCUGUUUUGGAAAACUCCCACAGGCAGUUCCAGAAUAAGGUGUAUUCUGACAUGUUGACUCUUAUGGCUUAGGGUGUAGCACAUAAUCUUGUCCGUCUCUCCAAGCAGAGACCAGCAAGGAGUUCCUUGGUUGGUCUCCAGUGCCUCUGUGGUUGCAUGUCCCCAACAGUGCUUUCAGGAGAUUAACAGGUUUCCUGAAACUAGGAAGCCAACUUUUCAGUCCAGUGGCCUUCUGAAGCCCCGUGGUAAUUUUCUCUUUAACUGAGCACCUAUGAAUGUGUGCACAUGAGGGAAGAGUCAUACCUUUUUCAAGUCUGUUCGAGUCAGAGCUGCUAGAUGGGAAGGAGGAAGUAGACAGGUGCUCAGUGGUUCAGAAGCCAGAGUAUCAGUUUGUCCUUUCUCCUACACCUACUCCUAGUUUGGGUUUUUGGUUUGUUUUUUUCUUGAGGGGUAAACCACUCGAGACAGGGUUUCUCUGUGUAGCCCUGCCUGCUGUGAAACUCGCUCUAUAGACCACACUGGCCUCAAACCCAGAGAUCAGCCUGCCUUUCUCGUCCAAGUGCUGGGAUUGAAGGCAUGCAUCACCACCUGGCCAGUCUUUAUAUUUUUGAUGUACUAAUUUUCAGUGGUCUGUCUUCUUUUCGGAGACCUGGGGACAAUGAGCUUUGCUACUUCCUAACCAGUCACCACUCUCAAACUUUCAUUAUCUGCAUUUGUUAGAGGGAAUUAGAGAAGCCUGUACAUCCUUUUCCCCAUUGGAAAAGAUUCAUCUUAGCUGAUUAUUAGGAGCAGACAUUCCCCAGUUUGGUAGUACAUACCUAUAAUCAAUAUCAGCUGAGAUGGGAGGGCUUGCAAGUUCUAGUCCAGCCUGGGCUAGGCCUUGUAUCUAAGUGAAGGAAGGGAAGGAACACACUUAAACAGAGACUGUUUGAACAUAGAAGGAAAAAAAUUUCUUAGCCCUUUUAUUGUGCUUAAUUGAUCCAAACACAUCUGUACUGCUAGGAUUUUCUCAUUCAUACAAUGAAUUGUAUUGUUUAUAAGCAAUGGGCCAAACUGUCUUCAAGGCACUUUGAAGACACAGGGCAGUUUCUUUGAGUCUAACAAGCUCUUUCCAGAGAGCAUAGCGUGACUGGCCACUUCCAUUGCCAGGAUCUCAUUGAUUCGCAGCUUUGUCUGUUGAGUCUGGUCUAGGCUUUAUUAUAACCCUAGCCAUGGGCAAUCAAGCUUUUAGCCAGUGCUUAGGGUUGUCUGGGUACUUGUGACUAUUUUGAUAAAAUGGUCACAUUAUCAACUUUCUGAAAUGCUCUCAAGAAUGUGCUUUCUUUUUAAGUGUAUUUUUUGUAUUUAUGCAAGGUAAAUUUAUGCCUUGCUAGGUAAGAGGAACUUUUGUACUUUUAAAAGGACAUUCAUUAUGCUCGUUAAAAAAAACAAGGAGGAGGCAAUAUAUUCCUCAGCAGUGACCAGUCUUUGCUCCUUAGUAAACUAAUGAGGUGGUUUCUGGGUCAGGGGAAAGUAGCCUGCAGUGACUGGCUCCAGGAUGAGGCCUAGGACCUUAACCUGGAGAGACUGCUGCAGAGGACUGGGACUUCCAGAAAAAGGAGUGAAGAAUACAGUUUCUAAGUACCUAAUGUUUCUGUACAGAAAUAUGUUUAUCACUCUAACAUUGUGGGAGAAUUUUAAUAGAGUAUUUAGUUUUUUACUAAGCUUUUUAAAAAUUUUUCAACACAGCUGCUCAGGGAUUACAUGAGGUGGCAGCCCCGUUCUGACUCCACGGAUCACUGCAAAGAGGUUAAUGCUUAUCUUAAGCUGAUGGGACAGCACUCUACAAGCUUUCUUAAGAAAGUGAAGUGUUUUGUGAUUUUACUGCAGUACAACCUGAGCUGCUUUUCCAGUUGGCAAACUCUCUCCAACCUAAAGACUCCAGCCUGGACAGGAUAGCCUCCAACAAGCAGAGGAACUUCCACAACAGUCCUGCAUGCUGCAGGUGUUUAUCUUCUCUGUAACUGUGGCCUGCAACACCCAGGACAACAGUUUCAUUACCAGGUCCCCUGGGAGAACCUUUGCAUCUCUUGUAACAAGAUUUCAAAACAGAGCAGAAUAUUUACUGUGACACAAAUCCUUGUACUCCAGCUACCAGGAUAUGUUUGGAAUUGUGGCCAUGCAUCUAAGAUGCCAUUCCUUGAGCACAUAAGCUAGGCUGUACCUGUGGGGAAAUAAUUUUAUAUCGAUUGCUGUAGUGUAGAAAAAUAACAAGCUGAUUUGGACUUGUACUGUAUUCUCUCUGAUCUCAAACAUAAAAGAACAGUUCUAGUAUACAAUGCUCAAAAUCUGCUUUUGACUAUCAAAUCCAUAAAAACUGAAUCUUGUAUAUGA